GGUGGCCUUUCCUUGCCUGAAGGACUCCCUCGCCCUGCCGUUCAGUUUUCCUAAACGGCUUUCACGAAUGCCAGAAUGACCUUUCUUGUUGCAUGCGAGCGAUAGCUGCCAACUCAUUGCAUCGAUCGAGGUGGCUCUUUUUGUUGUUGUUUUAAAUUGAUUUUAUUUUAAAUUCUCAGCAUACGGUCCCAUCUCCACCCUCCCGUCAUCAUGUUCGAGGAAGCCAGCGAGGUGUUCGAGAACAUGUUCAAAGCUUCUUUCCCAUUGACUUUUAUCGUGCUGUUACCGGCGGUUCUGUUUCUGGUGUCUCCGCUGCCUUCCGAGGCCGCUCACGAAUUCACGGUCUAUCGCAUGCAGCAGUAUGAUCUACAGGGGCAAGCUUAUGGUACCAGGAGCUCAGUGUUAAACACGGAGGCCCGCACGGUGGAAGCAGAAGUGCUCAGUCGCCGAUGCGUGAUAAUGCGGCUGGUUGACUUCUCCUACGAGAAGUAUCAGAAAGCACUCCGCCAGUCCGCGGGGGCUGUGGUCAUCAUCUUGCCACAGAACAUGUCCACAAUGCCCCAGGACAUUGUGCAGCAAUUCAUGGAGAUUGAGCCGGAGCUGCUGGCCACAGAGACGAUGGUUCCUGUGUAUUUCGCUGUGGAAGAAGAGGAGCUGCUCUCGAUAUAUGAGCAGACCCUGACCUCCUCUUCCUCCCAGGGCUUGGCCUCUGCUGCUGAAGUGCUGCUACACACAGCUACUGCAAACGGUUUCCAGAUGGUAACAAGCGGAGCACAGAGCAAGGCUGUCAGCGACUGGGCUAUUACAAGCCUGGAGGGAAGGCUAGCUGGUGUAGGUGGAGAAGAUCUUCCGACCAUUGUCCUCGUAGCACAUUACGACUCCUUCGGUGUGGCUCCUUGGCUGUCGUACGGGGCUGACUCCAAUGGCAGCGGGGUGUCUGUCCUGCUGGAACUGGCCAGGCUCUUCUCAAGGCUCUACACCUACAAGAGAACACAUGCUGCAUACAACUUACUGUUUUUCGUUUCGGGAGGUGGGAAGUUUAAUUAUCAAGGAACUAAACGCUGGUUAGAAGACAGUCUGGAUCACACAGACUCCAGCCUGCUGCAGGAUAACGUGGCCUUCGUCUUGUGCCUCGAUACGUUGGGGAGCAGCGACAGCCUGCACCUGCACGUUUCCAAGCCCCCGAAAGAGGGGAGCCCCCAGCACACGCUCCUCAGAGAGCUGGAGACUGUGUCUUCCAGCCAGCACCCGGAGGUGAAGUUCUCCAUGGUGCACAAGAAGAUCAACCUGGCGGACGACACCCUGGCCUGGGAGCACGAGCGCUUUGGCAUUCGCCGGCUCCCCGCCUUCACCCUGUCCCACCUGGAGAGCCACCGCAGCGCACUCCGCAGCAGCAUCAUGGACGUGCGGACCCAGGUGGAUCUGCAAACUCUCAGCCGUAAUACUAAAAUCAUAGCAGAGGCACUGGCUAGAGUCAUCUAUAGCCUCACAGAAAAGGGUGCCCCAGGGGACCUGCAGAUCUUUACCGAACAAAUGCAAGUGCAGGAAGAACAGCUGUCUUCUGUGCUUGACUGGUUGACCUGUCAGCCCCGGGCAGCGCAGCUCGUUGACAAGGAGAGCCCUGUGGUCAGCACGCUGGAGUACUACCUGAACCGAUACCUCAAGGAUGUCAAGCGCCACUACGUCAAGGCGGACAAGAGAGAUCCAGAAUUUGUCUUCUAUGAUCAGCUGAAGCAGGCCAUGAAUGCAUACAGAGUGAAGCCUGCUAUCUUUGAUCUGCUACUUGCACUUUGCAUAGCAGUCUAUCUGGGGGUGAUGUAUUUAGCAAUCCAGAACUUUGGGCUUCUCUACAGUCUGGUACGGAAGGUGACUCAGCCCAAGACUAAGCAGCAUUAAACUUUUUAUAAGACUUUUUACUCCUUGUGUGUUUUGGGAAAAAUCAUGAGCAACCAAAAAAGAAAACAAACCCUAAAAUAUAUAUAUUGGAAUUCUCCCUACAAAAUUUCAACUGAGCCUAAAGCCGCUACCCCUUUGCAGGAUCAGUAGGUUGAAAGACCAAGCCCUGUCUUUCUCUCUGCAAAGUCAAUAUACCUUUAUCAAGGUUAUCCACACCCUGCAUGGAAGCUACAGUGUGUGUGUGAGUUUCAUUUUUCAAGGUAUACAUGUAAAUCAAUUACCUCAGGUGUGCCCCAAGUUUGUUUGCCAUUGUUUGCCCUACUGGUUUCCCCUUCCGUUUAGCUAUAUGAGCUAUCCCGAUUUCAGUUAAAACAGUACGUCGGGUACAGGAUCGUACCAAAGCUCUGUGUUUGGUGGGGUUAAUAUUCACUCAUCCCAACGCAUUCUGCUGCACCUCUUUCAGCACAGAGCUUUGGAAAAGUUUAUCUGGAUAAAAUGGGAGAAUGGGCGAUGGUCCCAAUGAGAUUUAGGAUAGUGGAGGAAAACAAUUAUAAAUACAAGCAUACAUUAAAACAAAUACUCCCACACCCCUACCAGUAAGUAAGCACUGGAAUCUCUGUGUAUACUUACUCAUGGGCAGGUAAAUGACACGGUUUAUGACAACUGCCAAUAAAAAGUGUAGGAAACGAUAUUGGUGUGUUUUUGAUGGUUCAGAGAUGUCUGCAAAAGCCAGAACAGUGUUUCAGGAGGGACACAUUGCUAAACUCAUCCGGACACCACUUUCAGUACUGGAAGUCAAAGCAAGGAGCUGGCAUGGUGCUGAAACUAAAACCACAGACGCUUCUAACGUCUUGAUGGUGCUGUUACAUGGCAAGCCUCUCCGUUCCAGCACUCAGAGGGUUUGUUUUACUUUGCGAGGUGCUGUAAUGCUCACAUGCCUUGCAUUGUCACAACACAACGGUAUUAUAGUGCUAGUCACACUAUAAAACAUGGUUCCAGUAAUAGACUUAGACUACAUGCACUUGUCAGGAAAGUGUUUCGUACGCGUUAUGCCAGACUCUAUUAAUAGUUUUUAAUAUCUUGAUAAUUAUUUUUCCAAACUCACUGUUUUUCACUGGGAUUCUUGUUUUUAGUUUCACAGACCCUGACCAGGCCUGUCUUGCCUAAUUAGAGCGCUUAAUGCUAAUUGGGGGUUAAAUGAGCUGUAAUGCAACACAAGCGAAGCCUGGGUCACUACGUGCAUCUGUGCUCAAAACUAAAAAGAUGUGCCACUUCCAAUAGGAGAUUCAAUUAGAAAUUAAGUAAAACGUGACAUUUGAAAAGGAAAUGAAUUCUCUUACAGGGAAAUAAGAGCUGGUACUUUGCUGCUUUUAUUUAUUGAAGCUUGUAAUUAUUAUUUUUAUUAUUAUUUUGGUUUUCCAUGGCUCGCUCUCUCUCUCGCCCUACUCUGAAUCAUUGUGUUAUAGGUGAUCAGAAGAAAAAAAAAACCUUGAAAGUUGGGAGAACAAGAAAUAAAUUUAUUUGUUGAAA
Messenger RNA from Polyodon spathula (Mississippi paddlefish), 3426 nucleotides. RefSeq names its product nicalin-1. NCBI's taxonomy places the organism in Eukaryota, Metazoa, Chordata, Actinopteri, Acipenseriformes, Polyodontidae. The coding region runs from base 211 to 1896 and encodes 561 amino acids. Gene Ontology annotation, cellular component: endoplasmic reticulum membrane. Gene Ontology annotation, biological process: regulation of signal transduction. The record is from RefSeq and is a predicted model, not a curated record. The transcript is spliced from 15 exons.